Spirodela intermedia is the source of this 13254-nucleotide messenger RNA. The record is from the annotation of a GenBank genome assembly. NCBI's taxonomy places the organism in Eukaryota, Viridiplantae, Streptophyta, Magnoliopsida, Alismatales, Araceae.
AUGGCGGCCAGCUUGAUGACUUCUCCGCAUUCCCUUCUCAUCUUCUUGCAGCCGUCGUUCUCUGGUAACACCGUGAUAUCCAGGAAUAGUCUCCAUUGCCGUAAGAACGCCAGGGUGCCCCGCCUGAAACUUGACAGGAGAGUUGGUGUUGCACGUUUGGGGUGCGGAGGCUCUGGCGUGGCACCAGCUCGUUGUUUGAGCUCGCAGAAUGGAACCUCGUCGAUCGAGGUGGGGAACAGGCCUCCCUUUGAUCUUAAUCUUGCUGUUGUGCUUGCGGGUUUCGCAUUUGAAGCUUACACGAGCCCUCCGGUAAAUCUCCCUUCCUUGGCUUCAUCCUUUCUACGGUGUUCUCUGUUCUUCAGUUUGACGGUAGCGUUUACUAUGCGUAAAAAAAUCUUUAUGCGUAGGAAAAUGUGGGAAGGCGCGAAACGGAUUCGGCAGAUUGUCAGACGGUGUUUCUUUCUGAGUAGGUUUUCGAGUUCUCAAUCGCAUGCAUCCUAAUUGAAUACCAUUCCUAUAUAAGGAGAAGUUGUGGUGAUUUUGAUGUGCCUUCGCUAUUAUCCUAGAGUUCUAUCACUUUCGACUCAUUUAUGGUGUUCUUUUCUUCGUUUUACAAAUGCUGGUUGUUAUUGUGCCAUUCAAGAGACGUGUUUCAAAGUCUUUUUUUUCCCAUCAGUUCCAUAAAUUUUCAAGUUUCAUCAUAACCGAGGUUUUGUGUCGAGCAAUUAAGAUUGGGUGAAUUCUCAUAUUUAGUUUUUUGAGGCAUGGAGACUGGUUCAAUGGUGAACCCAUAUUACGUGUUUGUUUUCUGAGGGAAAUGACGUUUGUCAUCCAGGAUCAGAAUAAGAGUGUUAGACAUUGGUUCCUAUUUUCACCUCUUCCUCUGUAUUCUUCUAGUACCUGUUUAUGCAUCGCAUCGAUUACAAGACCAAGUACGGAAAUCCUUCCAUUUUUUUUAAAAACUCGCGCUCGAAUCAGGAAAUUAGAUACGAACUAGAGUGGAAUCGUAUUUCGAUAGCAACAUCCUAGUAAUGCACGUCUUAGCCUGCCCUAGAUAUUGUAGCUGUUCUCCGCUGCCAACUUUGUGCGGAAGAUUUCAAAAGUAAUGAAAUCAUAGAAACAAUGGUUUUGGAAACAUUGAAACUUGCCGAGUUGAGUGACAAGCAAGCAUCAUACUGCUAUGCAGAUAUGCCAAUGCAACUUAAGAAACAAACUAGGCCAUCCCGUUUUUAUGAGAUAAGCUUUAAAUUUUUUCUUUUUAAUUUUGAUUUACUUUGGAAAAAUAUUCGAAUAUUUAGUGUUGUUUAAAGAAGUGCCUAGUAAGCACAGUAAUCUGUCUUUAGGGCUGUUGGUCUAGGAUGGCUGUUGGCAUACAGAGAUGCCAUAAAAAGGGAUUUUAAGAUCAUAUUGGAAACAUUAAUAUAUUAUCUUCUUUUUUUAAUAUAUAAUGCUUGAGUGAUGGUAUCCACUUUCAGGAGAAAAAACAAGCUUCCAAACGUUCAAGAUACAAAUCACCCUGAUACCUUAGUCUGACAUUCUCCUUUGUUCAACAAGUUUAUAAAGCUUGCUCAGUCUUCUUGCAUACAAUGUUCCAUUCACUUAAUCAGUUACUGUUUCUGCUGUCUUGAAUGCUCUGUGAGCACUUAUGAUUGUUUAUUGAUUUCUUUUGUCUUUUGAUUCAUUCAUCUGCUUGAUAGUGUGAUUAAAAAUGAACAAGGGGAACCCUGCAGUGUAUUUUCAGGAAUCUGAAUGUUAGAAGGUGUCAAUUAAGUAUGUGACAUAGAUUGCGGCAAUUUUAUUCAAGAACGUUAUUAAUUUGUAUGGCAUUAGUGCACGUAUCUAGAUUGUCCAAUAAAAUGAAUAUUUUCACGAUAUUUUAAGGUAAAGAUUUGUUUCAGCGGAUUUCCCUCUUGGUAUGUUUAGUCUAACUAUUGGUUUCAGUUCUUUGUUGAUUACCUUACAAAAAAUAAAUUUGAACAUUUUUUAGGUCAUUUUUACGUGAAGUAUAUGAUGGCCAGCUGUUCAUAAAAUUAAAGAAAGGUUCUGAUUUUCCUGCUAUGGAUCCAUGGGUAUCUUUUCUUUGUCUUACGACGUCCCAUAAAUUGUUGCUAUCUUGUUUCCAGAAGUAUCAUCUUUUGUCUGUCAUGCAUGUUGUAUAAUCACCUAGACAAAUUUUACUUCUCACCCAUUCUGUUAAUCAGUUUUCAGUGUUGUAUAACUUUCUUAGCUUUCAGUUAACUUUUCUAGUUGGGAUGAUGUGUUUCCGUUCUGUUGAUAUGUCGUGUGACUUUUAAUUUAGAACUACCUAUAACUCUCUAUCUUAUUGAGGUGCCUGACCUCAAAAUAAUUUUAUCCAUUUCUGAGUAAUCUCACUUGGGAAGGGCAAUUAAAUCUGUCCUUGAGAGACAUUGCGGCUACUGAAGAAGAGAAUGGCUAGAAUAUUCUUGUGGUAUAAAAUUACCAAGGAUGCGUACUUUGCAAUAGAAACCAUUCCUCGCUUCACAUGUACUAUUCACAAUACGUCCCGAGGCUUUCUAGGGCUUUUUCCAAGCCAGUACUUCACAGAGACAUCAGACAAACACUGGUGAUGUCCUUCUGUAGCUAUUCUGUCCGUGCUUUUCUUCUGCAUAUGAUAGUUUAAGAAUUCUGCGUAAUCAGAAUAACACUGGUCCUAGAAAUUCUUUUCCUGUCCAUAUUGUAGAGGCAAAAAUAUUUUUACUCGAAUCAAAACCUGAUAUAUUUCUGUAUAUCGUUGUUAACUUUCAGGGAACAAGUGAUCCAUAUGUCGUCUUCAACUUAGAGGGCCAGGCUACAAAAAGUGGGAUUAAAUGGGGGUAAGCUUUAUGCUUUUUCGUGUUUGUACAGCUUCAUCCAGAAAAGAAGGGUAAAUUCUCACAGGUCAAACUAGGAAUCGAGGGUUGAAAGUAUGAAAUAUUAAAUGUGUGCAAAAGGGAAGGAGAAUAUUAUAUAUCUUUACCGAGUAUAUUCUUUAUUGAACUUUUGGCCAAAUGCCUAUUUUGUUCAUAUAACUUCAGAAUAUAUAUUUUUUCCUGUACUCGCCUUUUCUCCUACAUGCAUUAUUGAGCAUAGACAUGGUGCACAGGAAAUGAUUGACUGAACCUGUUUUUUCAUCUUUAUGGCUGAAGAUAUUGUUUGACGGAUUGAAGCGCAAAAAUUAAAGGGUCUCCAGUUUCAGUUUAAUAUUCUUGUGGGCGGACAUAUGAAGAUCACGUUGUCUUUGAUGUCAUUCUAUUUUAAGUCUUGUUUGGCAACAGAAUGAUAAGAAUUUUGUUUCAACCGUAAUGCAAUAUUUUCCGAAAAUCAUUCCAAUCUGUGUUUAAAGAUAGGUGAUAUUAUGUCAAUAAGUUUUAUUUUAUUUUUUGGAUCAGAGGUGCAGAACUAAAUGGAAAUGUGAGUUGUACUGCAGUAAAAGGAACUAGUUAAAUAUUGUGGUUAGAGAUUUGAGUUUGUUCUUCUCAUUGUCAAGGAGAUACGUGAGAAUAACUUUACAUGAAACGGGAUAAAUUAAAUCAUGUGGCUGAGUAUAUGACUUAACUCUAAUCGUUGUCAGUAGGUUUUUAAACGUUAGCGUUUAAUGUGAAGCCGAUAAAUUAGGCAUCUUUAAGCCUCUGUAUUUCAAAAUAAAAGAAAUGACUGUUAAAUGCCACAGAUUAAGACAACCGCAUUUCAGAUUCCCUUCAUUUUUUAGUCGCCUAAUAGCUAGAAAAAACCACAUCGUCUUUCAUUUCCUCUUUUUAUUCUCUAAAAAGCACCAAACACCAGUACUACCACGUUAUUCUCCACAAACUCCCUACCUCUCUUUUUGUGUUCCCUUUUUUUUAUUAAAGAGAAAAUAAGGCAUUUCGGUCUGUUUUUUCUUUAUCCAUUUCUUAAUCCUUUUAAUACUUCUUAACCUAUUUUUGUGUACAGGACGAAGGAGCCGACUUGGAAUGAGGACUACACCUUGAAUGUCAAUAAAUAUUCCAGUAAAAUGUUACAGGUUGCUUGAGACAAAAUUUUGUUAAACGUUUCUAUCAUUUGCGGUCUAUUUUCAUUUAUAACUGAGCCAUGAUUUGGAUUUUUUAUCUUCUUUUAGAUUUUCUGUUGCAGUUGAAUUUUUGGAGACCUCUUAUGUUGGACAAUACUGAUGCUCAGACUCAUGUGAUAUGCUUUUCACAUGAAAUAACAGACCGAAAUAAGUGUUUGGUGCUUUUUACUUGAAGAAAUAAGUGUUAUCAUAUCCUAUGUUAUGCUUUUCAAUGUUGUCAGUAAAAUGGAAAGGGUUUAUUAUUUUCGUUUGAACAUUGUUGAAUUCUUGUGAUGUUGACGAGUUGUAAUAUUUGAAAUUUCUUUUCGAGACUUUAUUCCCAACGUGGAAGUUUUUCACCCUGUUGGAGAUUUUUGUUAGUCUUAUGUCAUAGCACAAUCGCAUUCAAGUCUGUCUCACUUAUUUGGUCAUUGAUUAUGUUUCUCAUCACUUGACAAGUUAGUCUGAUUCUGAUGAAUAAUUUAAAAGAGCAUGCCGUCUGAUAAUUUAUAUAUUAACUGUUGUUCUUAGGUAGCAGCUUGGGAUGCUAAUCUUGUGACACCUCACAAACGUAUGGGUAAUGCUGGGAUUGACGUCCUUCCUCUUUGUGAUGGUGAGAGCAACUCUUCUCUUCAUUUGUAAGCCUGUUGAUAAAAUGACGCUUCUCUUCUUUUUCAUUUCCGACUUCCUAGCUGUGAUAUCCAUGAUCUGAAUUUUUCUAUCCUAUAAAGGGAGCAUAUGACUGGUUUGGCCAUCUUAUCUCUUGGACAUGCUAGAUGUUCCACAUUCUUGCCUUCGAUAGGAAACUUAAAUGUUUCACAUUUUUCUUGUGCCAACGUUAUUUCUCAGGCGUUUGAUCCAUUCAUCUUUCCGUAUUUAAAGGAAUUUAAUUACUUUUCAAUACACAGAUGUUUAAUUUGAUGAAAAUACCCAUAUCUAUGUAUCCUUUGUACCCCAUUUCAAAAAUUGGGCAGCAUUCCUAGUUGAUUCUUGGCAUUCGUGCCCAUGUUGUCUCCAUCAUAGCACUCUAUAAACAUUGGAUCCCACGCGACUGCAAAAUGUUGUCCUUGGAUGAAUCUGAAUCACUUUGGUGAUACCAAAACUAUCUGUAGAAGUUGCAUUUGAUGUUGCUUUGAUGAAAACGAUGAACUGUCUUCUGUCAGGAAAAGUGCAUGAUUUGGUGGUGGAGCUGGAGGGGAUUGGAGGGGGUGGAAGGAUACAUCUUGAGGUAAGAGCUCCUCCAUUGUUUUUCAUACAUGUAUUAGUUUGAUUUGUUUGAAAAUAGAUGAAAGAAGACCUAUUCAUCACAUUUUGUUUUAACGUGUUAAAAUUCACCUAGGUCUCUCACAUCAAGUAAAUAACUGCAUUUUUCAAUGUCAUUCCAUUAUUCUCUUGCCCAUUGCUUAUUUUGAAAUAGCCCCAUCUAGGUUAGUACAGGAGUAAAGAUAUGGCUAUAAUAAGUUGACCUAUUCCAUUUCAUUUUCAAUUAGUUUUACAUUUGACCACGCAAUAUCGUUAACAUGGUGUUCGAGUUGAUCGGUGUCCUUCUAUUUCUGUUUCCACAUGACAGAAUCUGAAAAAUGGCAUGAAUGUAGGUUGUGUUAGAAUUAUUCUGGAUUAAUUUCAUGCAAGAAAUAUCCAAGGCUAUAAAGAUGGAACAUCUUCACUUAUCGCCCAACAACUUUUACUUGUUUAGCACGCCUUUUGAGCGAAAUCUGAUUACCAAUGCCCUCAGAUUCGGCGUCUACUAAGAUGCGCUUGAGAAACUAUAUAUUUUGAUAAAAAAUAUGUCCUUGCUGGUAAUUAAUCCUCCUAAUGAGGAGCUUCUCACUUGGCCAUGUCCUUGUGGAUAACUAAUUCCCCUAAUGCAGAACUUCUCACCACUAUCUUUUAAAUAAAGCUUGUAUUUUAUGUUGACAUAUUCAUUGUUUCUCAUUGGGGAAUUUUAUGUUGACAUAUUCAUCCAAGUUCUAUUGUAUAGUAAACGUAAUUUCCUCUCUUCAACAGGUAAAUUAUAAAAGUUUUGAUGAAAUUGAUCAAGAGAAGCAGUGGUGGAGCAUACCUUUUGUGUCGGAUUUCUUUAUGAAGAGUAGCCUUGGAUCUGCGCUAAAGAUGGCUCUUGGUUCUGAAAGCAUCAAUGCACAUCAGUUUGUGCAGUCGGCAUUUGGUCAACUGAAGUCACUAAAUGAUGCUUAUUUCCAGAAGGAUGGUUUGUCUAAUGACUUCAGUUCUGCUGUUGGGGAAACCGGGGGAGAUAUUGAUGUUAAAACCAUCUCUGGUUCGAAGGAACUAUUACAGCUAGAGACUUUGUCCACCAAACAAGAUAAAAAUUUUCAGGAAUUGAAAGUAGAUAAUAGUGGUAGUGAUUCCUCGACUUGGAGCAAUAUGGAUGACUCUCCUGAGUCAGAAAUUGUUUUUUGGAAGAAAAUUUCUGGUUCUAUCGAUCAAACUGUCCUUCAAAAGCUUGGUUUUUCUCUUCCUAGUAUUGCAGGCUGGGAUGCAUUCGACUUGUUGAAUAAAAUAGGCUUGCAAUCUCAAAAAGAUGCUGAACAGGAAUACAUCGAGUCUGGACUCGCAGCUCCUGAAAGAAAGGAUAGUAACGAAAAUGGUGAUUAUACAUCAACUUCUUCAAAUGCAAUCCAAUCUUCACUGGAGGAUAUUAGAAAGGCUUCUUGGGACGUGUUAGGUCAAACAGAGUCUAUUUUUGGAGCGUUAAUGUUAUUGAAUACAACAUUUUCUCAGCAGGGAAAAAAUGCAUCCCCUGGGGAAGAAAACAUGGAAAAAAAUGAUGAUAGCAGGCGACAGGAAGAAAAUGUUGACAGUGUUUCUUUGAAUGGUACGGGACAGACCGUUUUGGAUGGUUCCACACUUGAUGAGGGAGCGGAAGAAAUUAAAGCAUUAUUCUCAACUGCUGAGAGUGCAAUGGAGGCGUGGGCUAUGCUUGCCACUUCACUGGGACGUUCAAGUUUCAUCAAGUCAGAGUUCGAGAAAUUAUGUUUUCUAGACAAUGUUUCCACUGAUACGCAGGCGAGUUCCAGCUUUUUACUCUCGGAGAUUCAUUUUGAUGAUUGUCGAACAGAUAUUUUAAUUUACUACUCGAAUAUCAUCUAUAAAUACAAAAACAAUUUCGUUGGUCGUCUAAUAGUUAACAAAUUUUCUCUAUUCCCUGUGAAUGAACUUUUAGGUUGCUAUUUGGCGUGAUUCUACACGGAGAAGAUUGGUCAUUGCCUUCAGAGGAACUGAACAAGUAUGGCUUAAACCCAACAGAUUUCAUAUUCUUCGAAAUUGAUUGUCGGAAAACUUUCUUUUUCCUUUUUUGACAACUUUUUUAUUUCUGAACAGACUAAAUGGAAGGACCUGCGGACAGACCUAAUGCUUGUUCCCUCUGGGUAAUUGGCUUUUUUUAUUCAAUGGUGUUCUAAUUAUUUCUCUCCUUUUUCUUGAAUGAAAAUUCCAUUUCCUGUUCUCUUAGUUGUGAUUCUUUCCUUCUAAAGCUGCCUAAAAAAUACUAUACUGUAUUGUUGGAAUAGUAUGUUUAGCUAGGUGUACUGUGUAUUAUUUAUGGUUUUUUGUAUGUUUUUCUUCCAUUGUCGUCUUAAUCCUUGUCAAUGAUUGAUGGAAUUUCAAGAGUUAAUGGUAAAGAUACAUAUCAUAGAACAGAUAUUUAAAUUUGGUAAGAACAGAGCGCACAGACAUUUUCUAUAAUAUCAUGGAAAACUUUAAUAUAAAAUUGAAAUUACUAACAUUUGUGACAUUAUUCAUAUUUAGCAUUAGUCACAAAUAUUGCAUUUCUCCUUUACAUUACUCAUGUAACACUUUUUUAUUAUCGUAGUUAAUAGGAUUUAAGAAUGUAUAUUCAACCACAACAUUGGGAAGAUGGUAACACCUUCAUCGUACAUAAGCAUCAUUGCAGGGGCCUCAACUUUUCUACAUAAUCUGACAAGAAUCUAGUUGACACUUGACAUUUCGUCACAACAAUGACUGGAUAAUUUACACUUAUUUCCCUCAGGUCUUACUCUAUUCCAUUACGAUGGUACGUGGAUAAGGGAUUCAUAUUCUUCCAAUGGAUUCUUUGUCACAUCCUCCUUACCUGUUUCGUAACAACAAUGACUGGAUAAAUUUGCACUUAUUUCCUUCUAGUCUUACCCUAUUCCUUUAUGAUGGUAUGUGGAUAAGGGAGCUCAUAUUCUUCCAACGGAGUCUUCGUCACUUAAAUUUGAAUUUCCACCAUUUUAUUUGUUUAAAUAUUAUAAGUUUGAUAUUAUGAGUUUCAACAUGUGUAUUAUAUCAUUAGCACUAUUAAAUGAUCAUUUUAACUUAGACUAUUAAUGAUCUAUGAUAAACAACAUUAACACGAGGUUGAUAUAGAAUUAUGGUAAUGAUGUGUAUUGUAAGCAAUUGUUAAGCCGGUCAAGGGCCUGACUUACUCAGGUCACCACAAACUGGAGCUAGGGUUCCUUUCGGAACUCUAUUUUCCUCUUUCUUUACGUUCCAGUCUCAGUUUCCUAUCAGCAAUCAUGUGAGGAGAGUCAACUAUUUGAAAUUCUUAAUUUCUUAACUUGUUAAUAUUGGAUCUUUAAAAUAUGAAACCACCAUUCCCUCCUUAAUCCUUAUUCACCUUGAACCAUCGAGAUCAGGAUAAUAUGAGAAAAUAACAGGAGUACGAAGCUCUUCCUCUAUGACUUAUUGAUUGCUUUCUUAACAGUCUCCUUAGAAUGAUUAAAAGUGGAACGUGCUUUGUCUCCUUGAGAUAAUAAAUGGACUGGUACAGUGCGAGUCCAAAAUUUCAAAACUAUCACAUCUGACGACAAGAUAUGAGGACCUCUACAUUGACCUACUAGUCAAGGGUGAAGCCUGGUUGUAACUGGAGAAACCUUCCCGAGCAGCUAUUGAGGUAGUUUAGAUGACUACCUGUACUCUUUUAAGCUCUUGAACAUUUUAUUUUUAAGAUCUUUUCCUUCAGCCCUCAAAAAUCUGUUAACAAAUUUUCUAUUUCCUGUCACAUUCAUCACUACAAAUUGUUGAGAACUCCUUGGUUGGCUACCUUUCCACUUACAACUAAAGAAGUUAGAUUUCGCCGACACUUCCAACUCACCUGUUGCGUAAAAAGCGGUUUGGUGGGAUGAAACGCAGCAAAAGCAGUAUUGACAUUCGUAAAUACAUGGAAUUGGUUUUCUUCACAUAAAAAUCUCCAUUCACCGGGUGAAAGCAAGACACUUUCAGGUGGGUGGGUAAGGUAAGUUCAUGCUCCUUCCUGAUGCUUGGUAUAGGAUUACUAGUUUCAAAAGCUCAUCCAUUACAUAUUUCUUAGGAGGUUCGAGGAUUUAGGAUGUAGGAAGGCUGCAUUUUGGCCAAAAGUAUCAGGUAGGAUAGCUGUAAGAGAUACGAAUUUUUCAUCAGACAAGUAUGAGCAGCAUGAAAAAUGCAGCAUACUUGGCCAAACGUCUUCUUCAUUGCAACACUUUAGCCUACAAUUGGGCCAUUUGGCCCGUUCACAGGAGAUUAUGGACCCGUGUUCUAUGGAGUUCAGUAAUACACAAACCUUCACGCGUUAUUUUUCUUGAGUACAUUUAUAAAUUCAAUCUAAAUUGUAUUUUUCUAGAAAUAGAAGCAUAGUCACGUAUGCUUCAUCACAUCUACUCAAGCAUCUAAACCUAUGUCGUUGGUGUGUCUAUGUUACAGCGCUUGCUGGAACAUGUUUUUGAGCACCUAUGACACUCUUUCUUCAUGAUUUUGCAUAGCAAAAGUAUAGAUAUAUAAACUAUCUUCGAGUGGUAGCUGUAAACAUUGAUUUUAUUAAUCCAGUUUGAUUAGAGAAGCUAUUUGUAGAUUCAUGGAAAAUGGCUUACCACUGGAGCUCAAUGUUUGAAUCAAUGGAAAAUUAUUGUUUUUUCGAAAAGUGACGAGAAUUCCUAAAUUCGUUCUUGUAAGGAUUUUUUGAAUGUUUUCUGAUUCCUUUUGCUAUUUCUGGUUUAUUUUCAAUUUAGACGAAUUUUUAUGUCUUAAUGCUUUCUAGAAGUAUUGAAGUUAUGAUUGUUCUUUUUCUUUGUGAAAUUGUUAAAAUUCCUUGGAUUUGUAGGCUAAACCCUGAAAGAGUUGGUGGAAAUUUCAAGGAAGAAGUUCAGGCAAGCAUUUCACUCUGGUAGACAAUUUGAAGAAUUAUUUACUAGGGUGAGAAAUUAUUUCAACUUGUAACGGCUCAAUAUCUCUGUAUUGAAACUUGCAGGUCCAUAGUGGGUUCUUGGGCGCAUACGAUUCUGUCAGGAACAGAAUUAUGACUCUGAUCAAACUCUCUGUAGGAUUCUGGUAAGUCAUUCUUAAUAAUAUUUGCAGUUCUUUGUAAAUCAAUACUGGUACUUUGAUCAGAAGAUUUAGGUCUAUUGAAUAUCGUUCAUCAAUAUUUUUCCUUAGCGGCUGUUUAUGGGAAAGAAUAUGCCGCUCUUGGAUUCGUGCUUGGUAUAACUUAAAUUCGUGCAUAAGUCAAUAUUUUGUAACAUUCAUUAGUUAUUAAGACAAAAUUCUAUCUAUUGGGAACGAAGAGAUUUUUUUCUUGUUAGGGAUGUGGGAAAUGAACUGACUUAAUCUGUUGGAUACUCAUAGAACGAAGUGAUUCAUUACGUGUGUUGACUUGGAAUGUUGAAGGGGUCCAUCAGUUCUGUCCAGCUCUACCAAUAAACGGCGAAUAAGUUGGUAUUUUGAUACCCAACAAUAGAACAUGCAUUAAAAUUGUUUCACUGGGCUAAAUAUCCUUUGUGUGAAACAAUUUGGGAGCUGUUGGUUUGUCUUCAUUGCUUCACUCGAACUUUGAAGACAGCAAAGCUGCCAGAUGCAUGGAGUGCGGUAAUAAUUCAAUUACACUAGGACUGCGGCAUUAAGUUGAUUAUUGUCCCAUAAAUUUGCUCCAAUAUGGUGCGUGGACUCUUGGACAGUGGGUAUUUAAGGGCGGUUGUUUAAAAUAUAGACGACUUUCGGAGUGAUCAUCACUACAAGUCAACCAUGUCUUACCCGACCCAUGAACUCUUUUUUUUUUUUUUUUUCAUGUUAUUGGGUAGUUAAUCUAAUUAAAAUCUUUGUUACAAAUCAACUUUUGGAAUAAAGUGAAUGAUUUAUUUAGUAGUAAUUUCAUUGUGAAUAUUUUGCAGAAUUUAAUAGAAUGAAAUAUUUUCUUGGUUGGCAGUGAGGAUGCUGAUUUGGAGUCCAUUUGCAAGUGGCACGUAUACGUGACAGGCCACAGUUUAGGUGGUGCAUUGGCUACGCUACUCGCUUUUGAGCUUUCAUCAAGUCAAAUGGCAAAGUGAGCUGCAUUUUUUUCUCAGUUUUCAGAAAAUCAUUUUCUUUACCUUCUUAGGUUUUUCGUGGGGUUUUAGUUUUUUUUUUAUCAUUAUUGAAUAACACACGGAAUACCAAGUGUAUUGAAACAUAUAUAUUACCCUUGUAUGGCUUCUCCGUACGUUUUCACCUUGAAUUUCUUUCGUCUCCCCCACAAACCUUCUAGUGGUGACCUCGUAGUGUCCACUAAAAUGGAAGCAUACAUAUGCUGAGUUAAAAUAUAAACUGUUCAAUAGUCGGCCACGGAGUUAUACGAACGAAGAACAAACUAUUCCGGUUGCUUGAAAACUCUAAGCCAUUUAGAUUGUUUUGAACGUAAAUUCUUCCUCGAGAGAAAUAGUUUUUAUUCUACAAAAUAGACCAGAAAAUAGUCAAUUCGUAAAACAAAAUGGAAUAUGAAAAAUUGAUUUUCUGCUGCAAUUCUGGCUCCGACAUGUCUUUAAUAACUUGCUUGAUUUUAUGUUCUAAAAACUCUGAACUUGAAAACAAUCUAUGAAUAACUAUUCUUUUUAGUGCCCAAAAUUCGAUUUUCUGGUUUUUAAAAUAUUCCAGGAACGCCGUAACUUUAUGGUGAUAGUUUCAAUAUUACCUAAUGGAAAGUUUGCUUACGCCCACAGGAGCAUCUCACAUGCCUACUCAAACUUAGCCAAUAUCUGAACCUGGAAAGAUUUUUUCAUGGCAGCUAAUUCUAGUUCAAAAUUUCUUCAGAGAUGAAAAACCUAUUGCCCACGUGUGUGUUCAUGGUGGGCGAAGUUGGGGUUCAUGGGAUGGGAGUAGAUGACUACUAGGGAAGGAACAAUCUUGUGCAGAAUCCAUUUCACCACUACACAGAAGAAAGAAGGCAUCUAUUUUACUUGAGCUUUAAAUAAUAUUACGAGACUCGAGUUUUUACAUAGUUGCUACAAUUUAUCUCUGUGAUUAACACCUGACGACUUGCAUCAGGUGCGGUGCGAUCUCCAUUACGAUGUAUAAUUUUGGUUCUCCAAGAGUUGGGAAUCGAUGCUUUGCUGAGCUGUAUAAUCAGGUAAAUAAGUUCAUUUCUUUUUCCUUUUUUUGGGGCGGGGAGAUAAUGUGGUAACCAAGCAAGUGAUUUAAAUGACAUAUAAAUUAAUAUUUGCUCAAAUAAUGAGAAAUCAGUCUGAUAUUUACUUAGUUAAUCAGCACGGGGAUUCAGAUCCUAUUAACGACUGUGUUCUUGUCGAACAAGGCAGAAGGUGAGAGACAGCUGGAGGAUUGUGAACCAUCGAGACAUCAUCCCCACCGUUCCCCGUCUCAUGGGCUACUGCCACGUUGCACAGCCUGUCUAUCUCGCAGCUGGAGAUCUGAAGAGUGCUCUGGUACGUAUGACGCCCCCCGGUUAUCUGAAAAUCGAGGGUAUUGCAGUCGGUUGGUGAUGUGAUUCGUCGAAGACGCAUCGUUUUACAGGUGAAUUUGGAGUCCUUACAAGAUGAGUACCAGGGCGACGUGAUUGGGGAGUCGACUCCCGAUGCUCUCGUCAGUGAGUUUGUAAGUGCACGGCCGUCGUCUGGCUUCACCCAUCUGUCUGAAGGAGCGAGUGGUGACGCCAUUGCUUCCAUUCUCUCUCUAUAUUUGCGCCGGUGCAGAUACGAGGGGAGAAGCAGCUCGUCGAGAAGAUACUGCAGACGGAGAUCAACCUGUUCCGGUCCAUCAGAGAUGGCACCGCCCUCAUGCAGCAUAUGGAGGACUUCUACUACAUAACGCUCUUAGAGGUGUGCUCUUCUCUCCCUCUUCUACUUUCGCCGUUCGUCUGAGAUCAUUUUCUCCGAUAAUUUUACUAUCAGCUUUGCCGGGUUUAAUGGUUUGUGAGUUCCUCGCAGAGUGUGAGGUCGAAUUACGCUGCAUCAGAGAAUCCAAGGUCGAACGAAAUGGAAUCCUAA